AUGCAAGCGUGGUUUACGCAAUUGGUCAAGGCGACCCAGGGUAUAAAACAAGGAUCCACGCCUGCAGGACCAAGAAAACCACCAGUCCCGCCUAAACCGAACAUCACCCCCAGUGCCAAAAAGAAACUUAAGUUUACGCCUCAACCGAGCAGCGCGGAGUUGGCGCAAGAGUUGCCUUUUUCAGACACGUACGGUGCAGAACCGUGGGAUACACCCCGUGAACGUGUGGAAUCGAUCAAGAAAGCGGUCAAGCGCGGGAUUCGCAAAAAAGCGACCGACGCCGCCGCAAAGAAAGCCGAAAGUCUGGCCAAGAAAGCGUUGGAGUGGAAAACGUGGAAAACCCCGUGA
Molecule: messenger RNA, 348 nt
Organism: Porites evermanni
Lineage: Eukaryota; Metazoa; Cnidaria; Anthozoa; Scleractinia; Poritidae
Source: the annotation of a GenBank genome assembly